Messenger RNA from Pseudonaja textilis, 4105 nucleotides. It is a transcript of the gene CD47, whose product is annotated as CD47 molecule. NCBI's taxonomy places the organism in Eukaryota, Metazoa, Chordata, Lepidosauria, Squamata, Elapidae. Gene Ontology annotation, cellular component: plasma membrane; extracellular exosome. Gene Ontology annotation, molecular function: thrombospondin receptor activity. The record is from RefSeq and is a predicted model, not a curated record. Gene Ontology annotation, biological process: positive regulation of inflammatory response; positive regulation of cell-cell adhesion; positive regulation of phagocytosis.
AAUCUAAAUCCCCCGGUGUAGAAACCUCAGAUGAAACCAGGAAACUCAUCUCUUAUUCAUAGCUAAUGCUUUUCCUGCAACUGUGCGUGUUUCAAGGCUCCAGAAACCUUACUUCAUAAAGCCGUCUUAUUAUAAGACUGACGGGAAACACUCAUGGAAGAGCGCUGUAAAGAUUUCAUUGGGAGUUUUUGCUUCGGGCUUAGCCGGAGCCUCAGGUCCAGUCUGCUGCGCCAUCUCAGACUUGCACAUACUGAACAGUACAUAAGAUGGGCGAAGACUUCUCUUUGGCGGCGUCGGCUUUCCCUGACGAUCGCAAGCUUCAGUAUGACGCAGAGUUCCUCCUUUGUCACGCCAAGAGCCCAACGUUCAUUUCCAAGUCUGCGCAAUUCCUGCGUGCGCUAGAAGAGCCGGGAGCAGCCGUAAACGCCGUCUCGCCAGGUUGGAAACUUUCGGUGGACGAUUUCAAGGUCUUCUGAAGGGGUGCGGCGAUUGUCGAGGACUACCGUAGCUCCUCCCUGGGUUUACGGCGGCACAAGCUGGAAAAGGGCGAGAACCUGGAGGUCUUCGCCGGCUCUUCACGAAAGAAAACCCACCUGCUCUCAAGUCGUAGCGCGCAGCAUCAGUCCGGCAGCCGGCUACGGAGGGGGCUGUUCUUCCACCUACGCCUUCGUCUCCCCUCCUGCGGCGGAGAGCGAAAGCGAAAGCCGGGUGUGGCUCCGCCCCGCUUGCUGCGGCUAGAGGGAACCGUCGAAGCUUGACAGGCUGCGGGCUGGGCGGCUCCGAGUCCGAGCUCCGGAUCUCCUUACUUCCCCCCAGCGGUCUUUCCCUUGGUCUGUGAGAGAAUUGUCGCGGCAAGAAAGCGGAUUGCCCUCCCUUGCGCCAGCCUGGACAUGUGGAUGUUGUGCGUGUGGUGGGUGCUGCUGGGCACUCUGGGCGCCGGUUCAGCCCAGCUGUCAUUUCAGAAUGUCCCAUUUCUUGAAAUAAACUACUGUAAUGGACCUCAAUUCGUCCUCCCUUGUGUGGUAACUAAUCUGGAAGAGAAUAACAGCGUAACAAUGUUUGUGUCAUGGAAAUUUCAAGGAAACCCAUUGUUCACUUAUGAUGGAGUUUCUGGUAACAUUACCAAAGGCAAUAAUUUUGAAACUGCAAAAUUUCUGAACCACUCGAUGCUACCUUACGGCAUUGCUUCACUUGUUAUAUCAACAAAUCAGGCUGUUCUUGGAAAUUAUACUUGUGAAGUAACAGAAGGAAACAGAGAAGGAAAAACAAGAUUUGAACUGAGAGCGAGUUCAGCCUGCCUAAAUUAUUCAUCAGAAAGCGUACCUUGGUUUCAGCCAGUGGAACGGUUCUCUAUCAUUUCCAUCAUAGUAUUGAUUGUUAUUUUGUACUGGUGCCAGUUCAUUACUGUAGCUCAAAAGUUUGACAUGACAUUCGAAAAGAAAAUUGGCUUUACUGUUACAGGACUAUUAAUAUCAAUUUUUGCUGUGAUUGGUACCAUUCUUUAUGCCCAAGGUGGAUGUACAACAUCAGUUAGAACUGGUAUUGGUCUCAUAGUCAUCCCUGCAGUCAUCGUAGUGCCUCUUUUGUACUUCCUGUUUACAUCAGUUUUUGAGAAGCAACCACUUUUUGCAGUUAUUUUGCUAGCUCUGAAAGCACUUGGAUAUGUAAUUGCUGUGGCUGGAUUUGCUUUGUGUGUGACAGUAUGUGAGCCGAAACAUGGAUCUGUUUUGAUUGUAGGCUUAGCAAUUAUUGGAGCUGUAGCAGCAAUUGGCUUAAUUUACAUUAUUAUUAUUAUUGGUUCCAACUUGAAAGAUCAUCAGCCUCCAAGGAAAGCUGUUGAAGAAUCACUUAAUGAUGCAAAAGGAGUAAUGUUAGAAUGAUGAUGCACUGGAUAUGAGGUAAUUGAAUCCAAUUAUGGACAUGGAAACAAGUGGAGAGAGACUUUUGUUGAUACACCGUGGCCUUGAAGAUGCACUAUUCAAAGAGAAAUAAAAUCAGGAAAUUAGUUGUUUUGCAUGUUUGGAAAAGUGCUGUAAUGGCUCACCUGAUGUAACUUUAUAGUCACAGCAGCUGUAGUAAUUUUAAAAGAGAAGUAAGUGUAUGCACGUGAGGUUUCCCCCUUUCCCUUCCUUACAGAUGGUUGAGAGCAAAAAACAUGAUGCUCUCGGUCCACUUUCUCUUUAGUGCUGAACUUCUCAGAGGAUCUUGAAAAUGCUGUUUUGCAUAGAGACCAAACAUCACGAGGGACUACUUUUGGACAUCACAAUCUUGAUCUCAUCACCUCUGGGCCAGGGUUUUUGUUUGUUGUUUUGCUUUCGGGUUUGGUAUCAUUAAGCAGCAACCACUUAUAUGGAAUAGCAAUCCUUAUAUUUUAGAAAAAGCUGCAGUGCUGAAAAGUCUGAAACGGGGAUUGCUCAAAGGUUCUCCUUUCCUUCCAGAACUAUGUAUGUAUGUAUUUGCCGAUCCUCUCGCCCACACCUUAAAAAUUGCUGAACUCCAAUUCUCACUUAAAAAAAAAAUGUUUAGCUAAGCCAGCACUGGGAUGUUUGAAAGUAUCUCAAGGUCACAGAAGAGAUUUCUAGGGGGCCACUUAUACAAAUAUUUGUACUGCAUGAUAGAUUGUAUGGUUUUCUUUCUUGAAUUUUUAUUCACCAUUCUCUAAAAACAACUGCAUUCCCAAUCUAUACUGUCAUGUGAAAAAAGUAAGUACACCCCAUGUAAAGUUUUUGCUAAGAUAUAUAUAGAAAUAUCAAUAUUUUUUCUUAAUUUAAAUAAUAUAUAAAGGUGUCUUAAAUGAACUUUGAAAAGAAAAAUGACUUUGCAAUCAAUUAGUUCACUAGAAAAUUAAUAGACAUGCCAUUUUCUUCUCUGAAAAAGAUUAAGUACAUCUGUGGCUCUAAUAUCUGGUAGUGACCCUUUGCCAGAAACAACCUCAAGUUAACCUUUUUUCAAUCAUUUACUAGUGCCUGACAUUGCCUGGGAGAAUUUUUUCCCCACUACUUUUUGCAGAUUUUUUUCAUCUGUGCAAUGUUUGGGCUGUUUCAAAUUUUAAAUCACGUGAUAGCAUCUCAGUGGCAUUUAGAUCUAUACUUUGACUUGGCCAUUCCAGUGUUCAUUCUUUCUCUCCCCCCUCCAUCCUCCCCCCCCCUCUCCCCUUUCCUUCCUUUCUUUCUGCUUGACUUUCAAUCUUCUGCAAGAUAGUAUUACAUUAUUCUCAAAUACUUUCUGUUAAAAUGAAGAAUUCAUAGUGGAUUUUGUGAUGAUGAGCUGCCCAGGUCCUGCCUGCAGCCUCAAACAUCCUUUAUAGUUUGUUAUUAGGAUCUUCUGGUGGAAAAGCUAUCUUUGGUUCUCACCACAUGUGUCUUUUGUUAUGAUGACCAAAUAACUAUCUUUGUCUUGUAUGUAUCCAGAGCACAUUGUUCCAUAAAUCCUGAUCUUUGCCUACUAAGUGUUUUUGAGAAAACUUUAGUCCUGACCUAAUGUUCUUUCUGGACAGUAAUGAUUUCCUCUGUAGCACAUCUCACGUGUAGAUCUAAUUUGCUUCUUUCUAAUAGUAGUGCAACCAUCCUUGCUCUCCUUGACUUCUCAACAGCAUUUGAUAUCAUUCACUAUGCUAUCUUUUUGGGCUGGAGCUGGACAGCAAAAUCUUGCACUGAUUUGGCUCCUUUCUCAAAGCCAGUCACAAUCAGUGAUACGGGGGAUUAAGAGACCCAGCCCAUGACUGCUCUCUUGGGGUAUGGCUCAGGGCUCAGUAGUCUUUCCACUCCUUUUUAACAUUCACAUGAAGUUGCUGGGUGAGAUCAUCCGUCACCAUGGGUUGAGGUAGCAUCAGUACGCUGAUGAUUGUCUCCAAUCCUAGUGACCCAAGUGAUGCUAUUGCUGCUCUCUUGUAGUGCCUGGAGACUUUGGGGUCUGGGCUGCGAGACAACAGGCUUCGGCUGAACCCUGACAAGACUGAAUUAUUUUGGGUGCCUGGAGCCCCAAGAUCUGGGAUUUGACAUCCUUAGUUCUGGUUGGGGUGGCACUAUCCUGGACAGAUCUGUUCUGCAACUUUCCAGUUCUCUUUGACUUAUGACUCCUGCUCAAAGAGCAGGUGGCAGUCAUA